AUGGCGGACAACUGUUGUCCUGGAAACGCCACGGCCAUUCCAGCUGUGCCCACCAUCUCCAUGUACCCAAAGGGUGACCACUUCCAGAAUGGUAUCCUUUUGCCUAGUUCCUGCUGGAGCAGAACAUGGCAACUGGUCACAUGCCAAGGAAACUGUCAGCCAUCCAGCGGUGUCCCAGGUGGCUGUGAACCGGCUCCUUGCCAACCUACCUGCCUUCCAGCAACUUCUUGUGUGGGUUUUGCUUGCCAACCCAUUUGCUCCUGCACAGCCUGCUGUGAACCCAGCAUGGGUCAGUCUCCUUGCCUGGUUAGCUCCUGCCAGCCCUCCUGCUUGGAAUCCACCGGUGGUCAGGAAAAGUGCUGGGAAGCCAGCCCCAGUCAACAGAGCUCCUGCCAGGAAGCUGUCUUCAUGUCCAGAUCGCACCAGGCAGCUUGUCGCCAACCAGUCUCCUGUGACACUAGGUCCUGCCAGCCGUCUUGCUCUGAGGUGACUUCCUGUCCUGAAACAUCUUGCCCACCAAUCAGUUAUGCAGCUAGGCCAUGCCAGCCAAUUUGUUGCCAAGCAGGUUCAUGUCACCCCGUUCGUGGUGAAGAUCGGCCCUGGAAAGCAACUUACCAGCCCAUCUGCUAUGUUUUCAAGACUUGCCAAUCAGUUCCCUGCAUGCCUAUCCCCUGCCAGCCAUCGACCUGUGUGUUCAAUUCUUGCAAUCCUACUUGCUGUGUGACCUCCCCUUGCCAGCCACUGCACUGCCAGGCAGCUCCUUCCAUACCCUUCAUCUGUCAGCCAGUGGCUACUUGCCAGCCCCCUUGUUUUGUAAAGAACUCUUGCAAACCAGCUUCCUGGGGCACCAUGCUUUCUGGCCAACCAACUUGUGGAGGACCCACUUCCUGCAACCAAAGUGGCUGCAAAUCCCCUUCCUUCCAAACAGCCUGCUGUGUGACAGGUUUAGGCAAAUCGUCCAGUGGUGACUCCAACUGCUUCUGA
Messenger RNA from Miniopterus natalensis, 984 nucleotides. RefSeq names its product keratin associated like protein 29-1 (gene KRTAP29-1). The record is from RefSeq and is a predicted model, not a curated record. Gene Ontology annotation, molecular function: structural molecule activity. Lineage: Eukaryota; Metazoa; Chordata; Mammalia; Chiroptera; Miniopteridae. Gene Ontology annotation, cellular component: keratin filament.